Alosa alosa (allis shad) is the source of this 2322-nucleotide messenger RNA. It is a transcript of the gene vtna, whose product is annotated as vitronectin a. The record is from RefSeq and is a predicted model, not a curated record. The transcript is spliced from 8 exons. Gene Ontology annotation, molecular function: extracellular matrix binding; polysaccharide binding; scavenger receptor activity. Gene Ontology annotation, biological process: cell-matrix adhesion; immune response; cell adhesion mediated by integrin. Bases 91 to 2001 code for a protein of 636 amino acids. NCBI's taxonomy places the organism in Eukaryota, Metazoa, Chordata, Actinopteri, Clupeiformes, Clupeidae.
GUGAGUGACAUUGGACCCCAUUGACCAGCCAUGUCCCAAACAUCGCAGUGGAUUCUCCAGCUGUAGCAUUCGGACUAUAAGGCUCUCAUCAUGAGGCCAAGGCUGAUUCUGCUGGCACUGACGCUGCUUCAUACAACGUGCCACUCACAAGAGUCCUGUGAGAACCGUUGUGAGAAUGGCUUUGAUGCUCAGAAGACUUGCCAGUGUGACACCAUGUGUCGAUACUACCAGAGUUGCUGCUCGGAUUACGAGACCGCCUGCCGUAUGCACAUACGUGGAGACACAUUUGUGUUUGCUGAGGAUGACGAUGAGCAGAUGAGCCCCACCAAGGCCACAGGUGGAGGCCGGUCACAAGGGAGGCUGUCAGACCCCUCCACCACUGCCAUGACUGCCACAGAUGCAGGGACAAGAGCAGGGAGCACAGCAGAGCUGAGGCCAAAACCAUCCAUCGCUACACGCAUCCCCCUUGAGGGCCCAACAGAGGUUGCUCCAAGUAAAACAGAUGUUCCAAAUACCGAUGAGUCAGAUACUGCCGAUGCGCUGAUUACUGAUGUGCUACGCACCACUGAUGUUUCAAGCGCCACUGCUGUGGCAAUUACUGCUGAUGUGCCACGUAUCACCAAUGUUUCCAGUGCUACUGUUAUGCCAAUCACGGCUGAUGUGCCACGUGCCACUGAUGUUCCAAGUGCGACUGUUUUGCCAAUCACUGCCGAUGUGCUACAUACCACCCAUGUUUCAAGUGCUACUGUUAUGCCAAUCACCGCUGAUGUACUUAAGGUCACUGAUCCCAAGCCAACACAGCCUCCAGAUCCAGAUGCGGAUGCUUGCAGCGGUAGACCCUUUGAUGCCUUCCUGCAACUCAAGAAUGGCACACUCUUUGCAUUCAGAGGUAUCUACUUCUUUGGCCUGGAUGACAAAUCAGUGCUGCCAGGUUACCCCAGACUCAUCAAGGAUGUCUGGGGAAUAUCUGGGCCCAUCGAUGCUGCCUUCACCCGAAUCAACUGCCAGGGCAAAACAUACUUCUUCAAGGGAAAUAAAUAUUGGAGAUUUGAAGAUGAGGUGCUGGAUGAGGACUAUCCGCGAGACAUCAGUGUGGGCUUCGAAAAGGUCCCUGAUGAUUUGGAUGCGGCCUUCUCUGCUCCUGCCCAUGGCCACCAUGGCAAAGAGAAAGUCUACUUUUUCAAAGGAGAUCAGUAUUACCAGUAUGAGUUCAAACAUCAGCCAACUCACGAGGAAUGCAUACAGAUGUCCUUAAGAUCACCCUCUAUGCCUUUUCUUCAUUAUACCAACAUGUACUAUCAGAGCUGGGAGGAGUUUUACAACAUCAUCUUUGGAGGAUUCCCAGGGCACCAUCAUGGGCCUCACUUCAUUAACAAGGACUGGAAAGGACUCAAAGCCCCGAUUGAUGCUGUGAUGGCGGGGAGGCUCUACGUCAUUCCACGACCCCCGCCAAGGCAGGACCAGAACAGAAACAACCAGCAGCAGUGGGAUCAUGGUUGGGGCCAGCAGUGGAGCUCCCGGCGCAGGCAGAACCGCUCUCCACAGUGGCCCGGCUCCAGUCAGUGGGGGGUGAACAUUGGGCGAGAGUUCGCCGAACGCGGGAUGAACGUAGGCCGGGAGUUCGCCGAGCGUGGGAUGAACAUCGGGAGGGAGUUCAUGGGGACGAGGAGCCGUGACGACCGCCUGCGAGACGUGGAGGAUCGCUGGCGAGACGAGCAGGACCGACGGCGAGAUGAAGAGGAGCGGCUGAGGGACAGGUGGAGAGAUGAGAACAGGAGGCGAUACGACUACGAUUACAGAUUCGACCCACAGGAUGACUUCCUCUUAGACAGGGUGCGGAAGAGUCAGCCGGUACAAAGCGUGUACUUUUUCAAAGGAGACAAAUACUACAGGGUGGAUCUGCAAUCUAAACGAGUUGACCCAGCAAGUCCUCCAUACCCAAGGUCCAUCGGCAAAUACUGGCUUGGGUGUAAGGAGAAACCUGGGGCAGAGAGGAAGUGAGCCCAAAGGGGGAUGGUCACUAGCCUACACAAAGACUGUCUUAAUAACCCUUCACUGAGAGCACAAAUAGGAAUCCUUGAUAUAAUGUGGCACACGACUGUUAAAAUUGUUUAUCAAAUAUGAACCAUUGGGUGACAAACAUGGUUAUGGAUGGUCGUAUGACUUUAGUUCUUUCUGAACUGUUGAGUUUUCUGUUAUUGCCUGCUUGGCUUUCAAUGGUUGAUCCUCACUACAGGAUAAACCUGUGUCUCUGUUAUUAUCCCUUACCUACUUCAUAAUACACUGGAACAAAGUCAAUGUGCUUGCAGUCCUUACAGUAAA